Ruditapes philippinarum (Manila clam) is the source of this 656-nucleotide messenger RNA. RefSeq lists its product as uncharacterized. The transcript is spliced from 4 exons. The record is from RefSeq and is a predicted model, not a curated record. NCBI's taxonomy places the organism in Eukaryota, Metazoa, Mollusca, Bivalvia, Venerida, Veneridae. Bases 267 to 656 code for a protein of 129 amino acids.
CUUCAUGCAGACGAAUGUAUAGGACAAUAUUGGAAAUUAACGAUUUCCAAUACUCGGUUUAAUCAUACAAAUAGCUUGUUUCAACCUAAUGCCAGUAUCUGUUUACUUUUUGCGUAAAAUAGUCUGUCGAGUGUCAUAAAAUUUACAUUCUGUGAAAAGAGUUAUAGAGGAUAUUCUGACGGAUAUAAGAAACAAAGAAAAGAACAUCAGUGCAGAACUUCCAAAUCGUAACCAUUUGUAUAGAAAUUCCAAAAGUAGCCAAAGAAAUGGCGGCACAGGCCGAACAAGAUACGACUGAAAUGAGCAGAAAUAUUACGGAAAAACAGAUACAAUCACGCGACGCUCGGAAAAGCUUUGUUGAAGAGGAGUUAAACAAGGCCGAGAAAUCAAACUUUACUUCAAAAGAAAUUCAAGCAACCAUAAAAGUUAUCGAAAAAAACAUUGAAUUGAUCAGACAUCAUUGUGAUAAGAUUAUUGAAUUGGGAACUACACAACAAGUAGCCGGAUUUAUUAAAAGGGAUGAAAAGUGGUUCUUGGACCAACAAAAAAGGGUGGCAAUGCUAUGUGAGAACAGAGAUGAUAUUAAAAUAAGACAGAAUAGAACUAAAAAGGCUAUCUUAGAUGAACUGAAGGUUUGCAAAUAUAUAAAAUAUUAA